Messenger RNA from Epithele typhae, 3891 nucleotides. RefSeq lists its product as uncharacterized. The record is from RefSeq and is a predicted model, not a curated record. Gene Ontology annotation, biological process: regulation of transcription by RNA polymerase II. Gene Ontology annotation, cellular component: mediator complex. Bases 1 to 3891 code for a protein of 1296 amino acids. Gene Ontology annotation, molecular function: transcription coregulator activity. The transcript has 11 exons. NCBI's taxonomy places the organism in Eukaryota, Fungi, Basidiomycota, Agaricomycetes, Polyporales, Epitheliaceae.
AUGUCCGGUGCAGACCGCACUGGAGCAGCUGCAGCUAGAGGCACUAUCUUACUUGUUGUCCAUCCCGUCCUUCGUCCGACCUACUACCUUCCGUUCCAAUCGUCCCUUCCAUUACCUGCCGGAACCCCUCUCCUGCUCUUACCACAUGGAGUUCCGGCGUAUUAUCUCAGCACUUACUCUGGUCCUGCGGCAGCCCUCACUGCACAGUUCGACGAGGUACUCAUCGGCCUAGGUGCGGGAAAUUGGAAGCGGCCCUCCCCGGGAUCCAACACUCACCAAGAUCCGACUUUCAUUGUGGUCUGGCUCGCGGUGCAGAACAAGCAAGGUGAAGACAAAGGGAUGCCUGUCAUUUGGCCGGCGACGCUGUGCGUGUCCUAUCAUCCCAACUCUCCGGCGGUGCACGCUCGUGCGUCGCUCCCGUACAUUCCCCAGCUCCCUACCCAGCUGCAAGCAUCUCCACCUCCCCCGGUUCCCCCCGUACCUCAGUCCCUCCCGCUUGGCAUACCAGCGACUCCGUCAGCUGAGGUGCCGGCAAGUGCCACGACGACCUCUCCCCAGGUGCCUCUGCCAUCAGCCGAGCGGGAUCGUUUGACUCCCUCCUUCCAACGUCGACCCACUUUGGCGAGAGCAAGCACCACCGAAAGGCAGGAGCAAGAAAUCCUCGCUAGCAUGAAGGGCGGCCAAGAAAUUGGCCAGCCGCCACCUUCAAUUUCUCCAGUACCUACCAUCUCGAAACCAGAGCUUCCCCCCAUCCAGACGUACGGCCUGGCCGACUUGAAGACCGCAAAUCCUCCGACACAAGUGGAAGCUGCUGAAGACGCGCCCGCCUCGGCGAGUUCGGUGCACUCCGGAGAUUCUCUGUUUUCCUUCCAAGAUGCAGAUGCGCCAGCGGAUGUCCCUUCGCCGGAAGGUAUAGUCGUCGACCCUACAAACUCUGCUGAAGAGGGCGUCGUUACUACUGCGCCUGUCGAUAUCCCGCCACCAAUCAAUACAGCAAGCUUUGAUCCCUUUCAAAGCUUCGAAAAUGGUUGGGUGCAGCCGCCGAGUACUUUCAUGGACGUCAACGAGGAUUAUGACAUGGAAGCCUAUCGUGCCACCCACGCGCUUGUCAACACCGCUCCUCCCGACAAUUUCCCUUCAGUGUUUGCGCUUGCGCCAGUCACUGCUGUCGAUGGCCCUGUACCAGCUCCAGGACCUCCCUCGGCGCAUCUACUGGUCGAGCCGUUCACGCCAAGGACGAGUGUCGACAUGCAGGUCAUUCUUGACAGCCACGGCCCACCAGAACUGGUACCCCCAUCACCUUCCAGAACGUUGUCAUCACACUCUGCCCCUGCCACGCCUUCGGUCAUCCUCGCUGAUUCCGACAAGUCGCCCGCGAAUCGGAAAUUCAGCUUUGCCACCCUCGCCCCUAGUGUCUUCGACCCUAUUCCUUUUGCGCCUAGCCAUCGAGAAGCCGACGGAAAAUAUGCCAUAGGGAAGUUCGCGCUGCCGACUCCGCCUAUGGACCAAGACCGCGUGGAGCCCAUGGUCUUCAUCUCGUCUAGGCCCACAUUUCCCGGUAGCUGGGAAUCUAAGUAUCGCGCCGCCACCGAUCCCAAGAUCGGCAUUAUCCGCAAGCUCAUCGGAGUCAAGCCAAGGAAAUCCCCAUGGGACUCAUAUCGUGAACCAGAGGAGUGGCAGAGUAGCUCCCCGCCUGCUGUCGAGGUCGACUCCGACGAAUCCGACGACGAAGUCUGGAUGGAAGAAGACGACUCCGUGGCAGCGCCCCGACCGUCGACUCCGCCACCGUCGUACCUCCCGCUUGGCCCCACCCUGCUGCACACCCACUUCCACCAUGCGCACUUGCUGCCGAUGUGCACGCCUCUUCGGCCUCCGGGAGUGGCCGUCAACAAUGCUCCCGGAAAUGCCCCACCGAUCUCGGUCCCUACACCUAAGUCCAAGUCGCUAGAGGCGGCCGCGCAAGUGCUCGUGAAUGAGGUCGUCGAGAACCCCAUCUGGGCGGAAGCGUGGCGAGCAAAUGCAUCUCUAUCCCCGACCCCGCCGGUCCUGCCUGCGAGGAUCUGGCAAGCGGACGCACAGUUCAUCAGCAAUUUCCUCGGCCGGCCCUACCAGUCCCGAGCCGCCAUGACAGAGCUGCAGACAUUGUGCGGUGGAGGCUCGGGUCAAGGCGACGCCAGACUGACGAUCAGCGAUCUGGAAGCUCCGUUGAUCACACUUGCAAAGGGUGACGCAGUGAUGCAAGUGCUGCCGCCUUCGCUCAGGUUCUGGGAGAAGCUUGGACUGUCGCCCCGGGCCGGCCCCAAAGACGUGACGGCAUAUGUCUUCUUCGAAAGUUCUGACGAAGAUCGCGGGGCUGAAGUUGAGGACUGGCUUGCCCGAGUAUCGGCAGCGUACCACGCGAAGGGCUUCGGAGCACAUACCCUUGGCGUUUGCAAGAACGGCGCGAAGGGCACCUUUCCGACCCGAUUUGAUGCAUUGCGGAAGGCGCUCAGUAUGUUCAGAUUCAACGUCUCAUUUAUGUCUCCAAGGGGUCCUCACGCGGUCUUUUACAUUGUCACCCCUGUUUCCAUCAUCUCGUCAUCUUCGACCAUCCUUCGACAGAUUCUCUCUGCCGUCAGGCGCUUUUACAAGGCGCAUACGGACGACGACAUCUUGGUCCACUUCGUCCCCGAAUACGUCGUCUUUGGCAACCUUUCUCACCCCGCCGCCAACUUGGGCCGGCUGGACACGUUCGUCGGUAGCGUCUACGACCGCAUUCUAAUCCCCGUCAACCGCACCAUGUCCCGCAAGUUCUUCACUCACGGCGCCCCGGUUGUUAGACACUUCGAAGCUCCAGCCUACGCCUUGGUUCCCUCAUCUUUCGUCAGAACUAGAAACGGCGCUCUGCAUUCAAAAGUUACGUUCUCUCUGGACCCAGGAGCGCAAACGCUCGACGUGACUCGGCGGCAUAUGCUGUUACAUGUGGGCUACCAAGUGUCGUUCUGCGGACGGUGGAUCCUUGCUGCAUGUAUCGACGCUGAAGGGGAAACACACGUGCUUAAAGCUUGGUUGACCCCUGAUGAGUAUGUCGAGGCCUUCGUCGUCCAGCAAGUCUGGAAUCUCGUUCAUGGCAUAUCCAAGCGUGCCCACAUCGAAUGGCGGAUUGUCAUAUCAAAGCUUGGGUUGAUGCAUUACUCUGAACUUGACGCCUGGGUAGAACACCUAGAGUCCGUGGUCACCACCUCUAACGACACUCCCCCAGUGCACGUCACACUACUCGCCGUGGAUCACGAACACUCAUGGACAUUUCUUGCUCCUACCGACAAUAUCUCGUUUGAUAUCCUACAUCGCACUCCCAUUCCAGCCGCUGCCUUUCCUUCCUCAAAGUCUUCGCGCACUCGCACUGUUUUCUCGGAUGCAUCUGUCACCGCGUACUAUCUUGCCCCAUCCUCUCAAUCGCUCCUCUAUCCCUCCAUCACAGUCGAUCGAUCCACCAAAUGCGGCCCAUUUCCACUUAUUCCCGGCUCUUUCGAAGCACCCUUCAUCCCAGAUCUCGAAGAAGACGACUCAUCCUACUCAGUCGUUUCCCUCUCUGACUCCGAGAGCCUUCGUGUACCCGCGUGGGUCGGCGUCGUCAGCGCGCCGUCGUCGACCGACUACACCUCGCUUUCCACCACGCGCAUCUUCCGUCUCUUCACCACGCACUCACCCCGCUCAACCUACGCUGCCCGUGCCUCAUCUCCGGGUGACGCACAACAAGACCUCAUGGGCGACAUCGUGCGCAGUUUCCACGAUCUCGCCGUGCUCUCGCGCGUGCGAUGGAGGCUGCCCUCGGAUCCGGCCCUCCCGUUCCACCUCGCUGCGCUCGAGUUGAUGCGGGCGGCGCUGAGCGGGGGCGCGGUGGACCCCUAG